GAGGCCCUGGCGCCUGGCAGCGGCCGCUGAACCAGUCAGCGGUGUCGACGAUGGCUGCUCUACGCCUCAUCAUGCUCAGCGCUGCCAAUCCAUGGUCUUCGCCAGCGCCCGCCGCUGCUCGCUGUGGAAAUUAUUCCUUCCCUGUCAAGUCCUCAAGCCUUCCUCUUUCCUGCAGCUCGAGAACUGGCCAAAUUAUCAGGGGGAGGAGGUUGAUGGUUAGGGCUGGCCCUCCGAGCACCAACAGCCUCAUCCUCGCGUUCCUGCUCCCGCUCUCCCUUCUCGUCGGCACCAUCUUCGCGGCCGCGCGCAUCGCCGACAGGCUCGACGAGAAGUUCCUCGAUGAGCUCGCGAUGAACGAAGCGAUCUUGGAGGAAAUGGAUGAGGAUGAUGUAGACGAAGAUGAGGACGAUCGAGGCGUAUUGGUAGAGGAAGAGGACGGGGUUGCGGCGAUUCCAAAGACUCGAAAUCGCCCCAAACGAGUAGUGUAAAAACUAGUGAUCGCCAUCUAUGUAUGUGUCAGUUCUUAACUAUGAAUUUGUACCAUGGUUGUGCUUGAUAUCUUUGAAUUCUGUACUGCAUCCAAACUUCGAUCAUCA
This is a messenger RNA of Zingiber officinale, 596 nucleotides long. RefSeq lists its product as uncharacterized. Lineage: Eukaryota; Viridiplantae; Streptophyta; Magnoliopsida; Zingiberales; Zingiberaceae. The coding region runs from base 51 to 488 and encodes 145 amino acids. The transcript has 2 exons. The record is from RefSeq and is a predicted model, not a curated record.